AUGUCAUCAUCAUCCACUGCAAGGCUUGAAGCAUGGCAAGCACGCCUACAAAACUUGACCGAUCUCCAAGUGCCGACGGAUUAUCCACGUCCGCUACCAUCACGCACUGUUGAAGAAGUCCAAAGCUAUGAUCUCUCUGAACAAACCUUGCUGAGUAUCCUGCAACAUUCCGUGGGCCAAACGACACCAAAUAAUGAUCGUCCUACGCCAUUUUCUAUUCUAUUGGCUGCCUUUGCCGUGCUUUUGCAAAGAUACACGGGUGAUGAGGAGUUUGCUGUCGGAACAUCGUCUCCCUCCAACAAUACCCUUGUCCUUCGUCUCAAUGUCAAUCCACAGGACACUUUUAGCAAAGUCGUCAACAUGGUGCAUCAGGUGGAAAGUGAAGCAUUGGAACAAGAAGUGCCAUUUGAACAACUUGUGGAAUUGAUGGACAAGGGACAACCUGAUCCAGAUAGCCGUCGUCCAUUAUUUCGUGUACGAUUCUAUAAUGAAUACGACACCCCACAUCAAUCGCAGCUCUCCACCACCUCAGCUAAUGCUGAUUUGACCAUCUUUAUUACCAGCCCCGAGUCAUCCACGUCGUUGCGUACUUCAUUCCUGAGACCCAUCCAAGUGCGCAUUGUGUACAAUCAAAUCCUGUUCUCUCAAAGCCGUAUCCAUUAUCUCCUUUCUCAAAUGGCCACGCUUUUGCAAACAGCUUCCCAAAGCCCCGACACACCUGUUGGCCAGAUUGCAUUAUCCGAUUAUCAAUCCGCUGACUCACCUUUGCCGGAUCCUACAACCGAUCUUCAUUGGUCACUUUGGCGUGGUGCCAUUACGGAUAUUUUUGCUGCCAAUGCUGAAAAGCAUCCCGAACGCACUUGCGUCGUUGAAUCGCAUGAUGAUGGAUCCACAGUCACUUUCACUUAUCAGCACAUUCACCAUGCUUCCAAUUUGGUCGCCCACUACUUGUUGGCCAAUGGUAUCAAGCGAGAGGAUGUGGUCAUGAUUUAUGCUUAUCGUGGCGUUGACCUUGUCGUUGCCAUUAUGGGUGUAUUGAAGGCUGGUGCUACAUUUAGUGUCAUUGACCCUGCUUAUCCACCCGCUCGUCAAGAGAUUUACUUGUCAGUGGCCAAACCACGUGGUCUCAUUGUGUUGCAGGAAGCUGGUGUACUUGCACCCUCCGUACGCGAGUACAUUCAAAAGGAGCAGGAUAUUGUAUGCGAGAUCCCCAAGCUAAAGUUACGCAAGGAUGGUGUAUUGGCUGGUGGUAUCGAUGGCAAUGCCGACGUGUUGGAUACUGUUCGUAGCAAGGCUGCUCAAAAUACGGGUGUUGUCAUUGGCCCUGAUAGCAUUGGUACUCUUAGUUUCACGAGCGGUAGUACCGGUAUCCCCAAGGGUGUACGUGGCCGUCACUUUUCAUUGACACACUUUUACCCAUGGAUGGCUGAAACCUUUGGCAUUUCCGAUGAGGACAAGUUUACCAUGCUUUCUGGUAUUGCUCAUGAUCCCAUUCAACGUGAUAUCUUUACGCCUUUGUUCUUUGGUGCCGAAUUGCAUGUUCCUACCUCUGAAGAUAUUGGUAUCCCAGGUCGUUUGGCUGAAUGGAUGAACCGUGCUCAAGUUACCAUCACUCACUUGACUCCUGCUAUGGGUCAAUUGCUCUCAUCGCAUGCCCAAAACGAGAUCCCUACUUUGCGUAAUGCUUUCUUCGUUGGUGAUAUUCUCAGCAAGCGUGAUGCUGCACGUAUCCAAAAAUACGCACCCAACGUGGCCGUGAUCAACAUGUAUGGCACUACCGAAACGCAACGCUCUGUAUCCUAUUAUGUGGUGCCCUCGCGUGCAGCUCAUCCAGCCUUUUUGAGCUCACAAAAGGAUGUGAUCCCUGCUGGCAAGGGUAUGGUCAAUGUACAGCUGCUUGUGGUCAAUCGCCAUGAUCGUACCAAGAUGUGUGGUGUUGGUGAAAUUGGUGAAAUCUAUGUUCGUGCACCAGGUCUCUCCGAAGGCUAUCUUCGCUUACCCGAUGCUACUGCUGAAAAGUUCAUUCCCAAUUGGUUUGUCGAUUCGCCUAAUCAAGAUGAUGGCAAGGAUGAAUCAUUGGUCCCUGGUGAUGAUUGGAAGGAAUUCUGGAAGGGCAAGCGUGAUCGCAUGUAUCGUUCAGGUGAUCUUGGUCGUUAUCGCCCUGAUGGCAACGUUGAAUGUACGGGUCGUGCCGAUGAUCAAAUCAAGAUUCGUGGUUUCCGUAUCGAGCUUGGUGAGAUCGACACCCACUUGUCAGCCCAUCCCAUGGUGCGAGAAAACGUGACCCUUGUGCGUCGUGACAAGAAUGAAGAACAAACACUCGUAGCCUACUUUGUUCCCGUUCAAACAGCUGAUGCCGAAUUUGCAAGCGCCACUGAUGACAAUGGUGAUGAGGAAAAGGGCAACAGCAACGAUGUACGUUCUCGCCGCAGAUACAGACGUCUUAUCAAGGACAUUCGUGACAACCUCAAGAAGAAGUUGCCAAGCUAUGCUAUCCCAUCGGUCUUUGUUCCUCUUGUUCGUAUGCCUUUGACCCCUAAUGGAAAGACCGAUAAGAAUGCAUUGCCUUUCCCUGAUACUGCCCAAUUCCAAGAAGCACCCACGACCGCUCCUAAGGAUACCAAGUUGCCUGAAAUGUCACCCAACGAACGUGCCAUCCACGAGAUUUGGCAACAACUCUUGCCAUCCCCUGAACCUGUUAUUGGUCUUGAUGAAAGCUUCUUCGAUAUUGGUGGUCAUUCGCUUAUUGCUACUCGCCUUAUUUUCGAGAUCCGCCAAAAGUUCCAAGUGGAUGCACCUCUUGGUCUUGUAUUCUCUGAACCUACGAUUCGUGGUCUUGCUCGUGAAGUUUCUCGAUUGCAAAACAGCGACUUGCUCCUCGCUACUGAAGCUAAGGACACCACAGGUGCUGCUGGUGCUGAAAAUGGAUCCAUUGCUCAACAAAAGAAGGAGGCUGUUGAUUAUGCAGGUGAUGUGGCCAAGCUUGCUGCUGAGUUUUUGGAAUCUUCUUAUGCACCUUUGCCUGCCGAUCGUUCGGGUGCUCGCAAGAUUUUGGUUACGGGUGUCACUGGUUUCCUUGGUGCCUUCAUUCUCGCCAAGGUCCUUUCGUAUCCUGAUACCACUGCUGUAUGUAUUGUGCGUGCUAAGGAUUCUGCAUCCGCCCUGGAACGUGUCAAGAAGGCUGCCGUCAACCAUAAUGUUUGGAAUGAUGAUUGGGAAGGUCGUAUUGAAGCCGUGUGUGGUGAUCUUGGCCAAGAAAGAUUGGGAUUGUCGACUCAAGAUUGGGAGAGACUUGCACAAGAAACGGAUACCGUGAUUCACAAUGGUGCCCUUGUCCACUGGGUUUAUCCUUACCAGCAAUUGCGUGCUGCCAACGUUCUUGGUACAUUGUGGGCUAUGCGUCUUGCUACUCAAACCAAGCCCAAAUCCUUCCACUUUGUAUCCUCCACUUCAGUCCUUGACACCGCUCAUUACAUCAACUUGUCUGAUUCAGUACCCGAAACCGAUGACUUGGAAGGUUCACGCACAGGACUUGAAAGUGGCUAUGGUCAAAGCAAGUGGGCUGCUGAAAAGUUGAUUAUGGAGGCUCGUAAUCGUGGUAUGCCAGCAACCAUCAUUCGCCCAGGCUAUAUUCUUGGUCACAGCAAAUCAGGUGUUACCAACUCGGAUGACUUUAUUUGGCGUUUGCUUAAGGGUUGCGUUGAACUUGGCUAUAUCCCAUCCAUUGCCAACGUGGUCAAUUGCUGCUCCGUCGACUAUGUCGCUGCUGUGGUGGGUGCUGCUGCUUAUUAUGAUGCUCAAUCUACCAAGCUUGGUGUCAUGCAAGUGACCCAUCAUCCUGCUACAUUCACCUUCAAUGACUUGUUUGGCACAUUGUCCACCUAUGGCUAUGUUGUCAAGCAAACGGAAUACAUUGAUUGGCGUAACAAGCUCAUGGAUUUCACCCUUCAAUCUCAAGACCACUCGCUCUUCCCCUUGUUGCAUUUCGUCCUUGAUGAUCUCCCAACAUCCACAAAGAGCGCACGACUUGAUGAUAGCCACACGCAGGCCGUGUUGGCUAAUGAAGGUAUCACAUGUCCUCCCAUGGGUAACGACUUGCUCGGUCUUUAUUAUGCAUACCUUGUCAAGGCUGGUUUCUUCCCUGAUCAACCUUCCUCUGCAGCCAACCAACUUCCCAAACUCGAUACUCCCGUCGCUUUGCUCAUGCGUAGCGGUGCCCAUUAA
Lichtheimia ornata is the source of this 4224-nucleotide messenger RNA. Its product is annotated as L-aminoadipate-semialdehyde dehydrogenase. The transcript has 4 exons. NCBI's taxonomy places the organism in Eukaryota, Fungi, Mucoromycota, Mucoromycetes, Mucorales, Lichtheimiaceae. The record is from RefSeq and is a predicted model, not a curated record. Gene Ontology annotation, molecular function: L-aminoadipate-semialdehyde dehydrogenase [NAD(P)+] activity; phosphopantetheine binding. Bases 1 to 4224 code for a protein of 1407 amino acids. Gene Ontology annotation, biological process: L-lysine biosynthetic process.